AUGGCCGAGGCUCACGAAAUCUCAGUCAAAGUGGCUGAGGCUCAAGACACCAUGAUGAGAGUGGCUGUAGAAGGCUGCGGACAUGGCACGCUCAACGCCAUCUACGAAGCACUCGACCAGAAAUGUGCAGAGAAAGGAUGGGACGGAGUCGAUGUACUCAUCAUUGGAGGUGACUUCCAGGCUGUUCGCAAUAAGCACGAUCUCAAUGUUACAGCUAUGCCCGCCAAAUAUCGCGAAAUGGCCGACUUCCACGAGUACUACAGCGGAGCCAGAGUUGCGCCUGUUCUGACCAUAUUCAUCGGCGGUAACCAUGAAGCAUCAAACCAUCUAUUCGAACUCUUCUAUGGCGGCUGGGUCGCCCCCAACAUCUACUACAUGGGUGCAGCAAACGUCCUUCAGAUCGGCAACCUUCGUGUCGCUGGCAUGUCCGGCAUCUGGAAAGGCUAUGACUUCCGCCGACCACACUAUGAGCGACUGCCCUACAACAACGAGGAGAUGUAUGGCAUCUACCAUGUCAGAGAACUUGACGUGCGAAAACUCUUGGCAAUUCGUUCGCAAGUCGAUAUCGGAAUGUCGCAUGACUGGCCGCAAACCAUCGAAUGGUCUGGAAACUGGAGGUGGCUGUUCAAGAAGAAAGAUAGAUUUCAGUACGAUGCUGAGAAUGCGAAGCUAGGUAACACUGCAGCCAAGAUGGUGUUGGACCGGUUGAGACCAAAGCACUGGUUUUCUGCUCACCUUCAUAUCCGGUAUGAGGCCACCUACAACCACAACGAUCCCGAAGGCAUCCGGACCAAGGAUGGAAAACUCAUCCCUCAGGGCCGCCAUAAAGAGCAGCUCUCUGGCUGGCACGAUUUUCAGGAGUCUGCUAAGGUCGCAGAUGCCGAAGAGCAUAAGCAAUACCUGGCAGAACAACAAGAGCGGCGAAAAGAACGAGAAAAGAACGGAGGGGAGGCCGGACCAUCGUACACCUUCAACGAAACAUUCAAACAAGUCACGGUCAACGACGAUCUUAACAGAGACGUCAAUGUGGUUGAAAAGCCGAUGCCGACAACAGAAGGAAUCCCACAGCUCGACGGCGGCUGCGUUUCGCGACCUGCAAAACGAUCUAGAGAGCCGUCCGGGUCUCCAGAGCAACCUCCUCCCGGUCCCCGAUCUCCACGAUUCGAAGCUCUGGACGCAAGAUGGCCACGAGACAUGGCAUUGGAGAAUUCUACGUCGGAGCAGCUGCCAGUGCAGCCGCAAAAGGCGCCUGUGGCGAAGAACCCUGAUGAGCUCGAUCUUGAACUUUCCGACGAUGACUCGACCGGGAAACUGCUGAAGGCCGCACCGAUCGCUAUGGCCAAGAACCCAGAUGAAAUCGAUCUGGACAUGAGUGACGAAGACGACACAAUCGUCAAGCCACCUCCAAGAUCAGGCAGCCCUUUCCCAACACUCGGUAUGCAAGCGCAGUCCAGGAAGUCUGACCUUAGUGAGGAUGGCGGAGCUCCAAUCACUGGCUCGACUGGACCGAGCAAUCCCGUCGCUCGUAAGUCGUCUGCAGAUAGCACAAGAUCCUCACUCGAUGCUUCAGCCAAGGAAUUUGUGCCGCAGCAGCAGAAUGGUCAUACCUCGCCCCGUCCGAGCACAGAAUCAGCUCUUCGGCCAGAAGCUGCUGAAUUCGUUUUGACUGAUUACACAAAUGCGAAUACUGCCGACGAGGACGCCGUGAUCAUCGAUGCUCCAGCCGUACCUGACGACAUCCAAGCGGAGCUCGAAAACAUAUCUAAGAUCUUCCAAAAGCCUGUCGAGGUUGACAAGUCUCCCGACCUACCAUUUCCCGAAGAGAUCACAAACAAGACCACCCAUUUCCUUGCGCUCGACAAAUGUCUCCCUGGUCGUCAUUUCCUGGAGCUGCUGGAAGUCGAGCCUCUAGCCGCCACGGCAAAACUUAAUGAGGUCACUGCCAUCGAGCGACCGGUCAAGCUCCGAUACGAUCCAGAAUGGCUUGCAAUCCUUCGAGUGUUCGCACCUGAAUUGCAGCUCAGCGGCAAACGAGAGGAUCCAACUCCUUAUCACCGCGGCGAUACCUACUACGAUCAGCGUAUACUCGAGGAGCGCAAAUGGGUCUUUGAGCACAUCGUCAGCGAAGGCAAACUCGAGGUGCCCGAGAAUUUCGAGGUUACCGCGCCUGUCUAUGACUCCGAGAUCCAUGUCGAGGAAGGAGAAAUGCCACGAGAAGUGACCAACCCACAAACCAGUGCCUUCUGCAAGCUCAUUGGCAUUGACAAUCCUUUUGACAUCAGCGAAGAGGAGAGAGAUGCCAGAAUGCUUGCUGGGCCUAAACCUUCUGAAGAUCGAGGCGGCUGGGGUGGUCGAGGCAGAGGUCGUGGCAGAGGCCGUGGCGGUCACGGUGGGCGCGGGCGCGGAGGUGGCUUUGGUCGGGGUCGGGGUCGUGGUGGCAGCAGAGGUGGACGUGGCCACUACCUCAAUCAUUGA
Molecule: messenger RNA, 2475 nt
Organism: Cyphellophora attinorum
Lineage: Eukaryota; Fungi; Ascomycota; Eurotiomycetes; Chaetothyriales; Cyphellophoraceae
Product: Lariat debranching enzyme
Exons: 3
Coding region: 1-2475 (824 amino acids)
Biological process (GO): mRNA splicing, via spliceosome
Cellular component (GO): nucleus
Molecular function (GO): RNA lariat debranching enzyme activity
Source: RefSeq, a predicted model, not a curated record